ACAUACCUACGAAACGAUAAACAGAGUGGAAUCGAUCAAAACAAAACCUCAAAAAGCAUUUUUUUAUAUCUAGUUAAUAAUUAGGUAUAGAGUUGGUUCGUAAAUUUCUAGAAUUUAAUACUAAUAAUAAUGGUUACCAGUUACGUUAUAGCAUUAUCUAUUUUGACUCUGUUUACAGUGGAAAGCAAUGCCCUUUGGUGCUACCAAUGUGUGUCAACACAACCAGGUUGCGGUACCCCAUUUAAUUGGCUUUUUCACUGGACAAAAAUAUGCCCAGAGGAUGAUGAUGUCUGUGUUAAAAUAAUCGAAGAAAAAGAUGGUUCUUCCGUUAUAACUAGAGACUGCCUGAGCUCCAUGCAGGGGCUUCGCACUGACAUUCCUGCCGAUCACUAUGAAGGAUGCCGCCCAGCAGCAAUAGAUCUGAAGUUAGCAAAUUAUGUCAACAAUAGUAACAAAGAACUGGACAUUUAUAGAAAUUACUAUGACAAAACGACAUGGUGUUUUUGUUUCUUGGACCACAGGUGUAAUGGAGGCUUUUCAAGCAAAGCUUCUGCUGCAGUAAUAAGUUUAGGAUUUGCAAUUGCUAUAUAUCAGCAAUUGUAGGGUAUGUUAGCCCCUUGUGAAUGAUCUGAACAAUUCUCUUCCAUAUACGAAUGACUGGCAAGCAUUUGCAAUGUGUUACUGAUGUGAAAAUUGUUGGUACCCAUUACCACAGCCUAAUUUAUAGAUUGAGUAAUCAACACUAAUUGUGCGAAACUUGCCAGGAGAGUAUUCAUUUUUUUGGUCAUGCACUAGAUAUUAUUUUUAUUACUUCUAACUUGGAAAUGUCGAACUCGGAAUUUUUGAUUCUCAACCUAGAAUUACAUAAUUCACACUUUCAACUCCAGAUUGGUUUUAGUAAUAUCAGUUAUGAGUUUUCCAAGAUACCGUGUAAACGUGGUCCAUAGCCUGACAGUUUAUUUUCACCCACUCAUUCUAUAAAUUAGUCUUAACUACUAUCAGUAGUGUGAUUUGUCAUUUAAACCCAUAGUCGUAUUAUUCAGCUAAAGCUAGUUCUGCGUACCAAAGUUGUCUUAUACUGGCAUCAAACCGACAGGU
Messenger RNA from Leptinotarsa decemlineata (Colorado potato beetle), 1098 nucleotides. RefSeq names its product QVR superfamily protein crim (gene crim). Lineage: Eukaryota; Metazoa; Arthropoda; Insecta; Coleoptera; Chrysomelidae. The record is from RefSeq and is a predicted model, not a curated record. Gene Ontology annotation, biological process: positive regulation of voltage-gated potassium channel activity; sleep; regulation of synaptic transmission, cholinergic.